GGCGUUUCAGAACUGGUAUAUCUUAUGGCGUCGAUGGCGAAUGUGAUCCAUCGGGUGGACCCGUUCUUCUUGGCGUUGCUUCGGACUCGACAGCGACGUUUCCAAGAAAGCGUCGACCUUUGUACGGACAUUCUGGAUCAGAAUCCCUAUGACCAAGCGGUGUGGUUUGUCAAGUGUAGGUCGCUCACGCAGCAAACCUACAUGGACGACUCGGAAAUGGAAGAAGAUGGUGCGGCAGAUCUGUUAUUGGACGACAACGUCAUGGCUCACAUGCCUCGACCGGGCACGUCCCUUAGCCGGCCCAUGACCCGCUCGAGCAAUGCUGCCGGCGACCAAAGUUUCCGCCCCAUGUCGUCUAGCGGACGUCCGUUGAGCGGUUUCGCACGCCCUGGCACGAGUUCCCGUCCAGGCAGUGGCAUGUCCAUUGAUCAAGCCAUGCAGGGCAGUCGACCAGGAACAUCUCGUCCGCCGACUUCGUUGGGGAGACAAGUCCGACUGGGCACGGCAUCCAUGCAAAACCGCGACGAUGAAGGUGUGUUCAUCAACCCUGAUCGCCUCGACUUCAAGCGCUACGCAACGCGCCCGCCCAUUGCCAAAGCGCUGGUCGACUACCUUUUGUACCAUGACCACAAUCCGAAAAAGGCACUAGAGUUGGCCGCUGAAGCCACCGUCGCAGCGGACUACAAGGAUUGGUGGUGGAAGGCACGCAUCGGCAAAUGCUACUACCAAUUGGGUCUGCUUCGCGAAGCAGAGAAGCAGUUUGACUCGAGCUUGCGCAACCAACCCAUGGUGGUCACGUACUUGGAGCUGGCCAAAGUGUACUUGAAACUCGACCAGCCCAACACGGCGCUGGAACUCUACGCCAAGGCCAAAGAGGCAUUUCCAGGGGACGUGCAUGUCCUCGUGGGCAUCGCUCGCGUGUACGACAUGCUCAACGACUCGAAGCAUGCCGUCGAAGCGUACAAAGAGGUGCUGGUACUGGACCCGGCCAACAUUGAAGCGAUUGCGUGCUUGGCGUCCAACCAUUUUUACACCGACCAUCCCGAAGUCGCGUUGCGCUACUACCGCCGCCUGCUUCAAAUGGACGUCAACACGACCGAGUUGUGGUGCAAUGUCGGGUUGUGUUGCUUCUACGCUUCUCAGUACGACUUGACGUUGUCGUGCUUUGAACGCGCGCUGGCGCUGGCGUCGGACGAUAACAUGGCGGACGUGUGGUACAACAUUGGCCAAGUGGCAGUGGGCAUUGGUGAUCUGGGGCUAGCGUACCAGGCGUUCAAGAUCGCCGUGUCCGUUGAUAGCAACCACGCUGAGAGCUACAACAACCUCGGGGUGCUGGAACUUCGCAAGGGUAAUGUGGACCAGGCGCGCGCGCACUUUCAGUUUGCCGACGGACUCGCGACGUUUAUGUUUGAACCCACCUACAACCGCGCGCUAUUGGCGUACAAAAUCGGCGACUUUCAGGACGCCUAUGCCAAAGUGUCCAAGGCACUUCAAGUGUACCCCGAGCAUGCCGACUCUGUCGAACUCAAACGUCAGCUCGAAGCGUUCUUGACCAUGAUUUAGCUAUCGGUUGUUGCAUCAAUCUAAACUCUCGCUGCAUUUGUCAUAUACAUUAUUAUUG
Messenger RNA from Aphanomyces astaci, 1621 nucleotides. RefSeq lists its product as hypothetical. Bases 25 to 1563 code for a protein of 512 amino acids. NCBI's taxonomy places the organism in Eukaryota, Oomycota, Saprolegniomycetes, Saprolegniales, Verrucalvaceae. The record is from RefSeq and is a predicted model, not a curated record. Gene Ontology annotation, biological process: non-motile cilium assembly. Gene Ontology annotation, cellular component: non-motile cilium; ciliary basal body; BBSome. The transcript has 11 exons. Gene Ontology annotation, molecular function: protein binding.